Molecule: messenger RNA, 1048 nt
Organism: Acipenser ruthenus (sterlet)
Lineage: Eukaryota; Metazoa; Chordata; Actinopteri; Acipenseriformes; Acipenseridae
Product: low affinity immunoglobulin gamma Fc region receptor III-like
Exons: 6
Coding region: 1-957 (318 amino acids)
Biological process (GO): cell surface receptor signaling pathway
Molecular function (GO): transmembrane signaling receptor activity
Source: RefSeq, a predicted model, not a curated record
AUGGUUUCAGAUCAAUGGGUGAUCCUGCAGACUCCCCCCCAGCCUGUGAUUGAGGGAGACACUGUGACUCUGAGGUGUCGUGUCCGCUAUAAUUCUCAUAUUACCAGGGUUGUCUUUUAUAAAGAUAAUGAAGAGCUACAGUCCCGGACUGACACAGAGCUGAGUGUGGAUCGUGUUUCAAAGAGUGACGAGGGGUCUUACAAGUGCAGAGCGUGGAGGAACGCCUCUUACCUUGGUGAAUCUGCAGAGAUGCGGGUGUCAGUGAGAGAGCUUCCCCAGACUACACUCACCCUGGAGCCUCCAUUCCCAGAGAUAUUCACCGGGGAGACAGUCACUCUGAGGUGUGGGGUUGAGGGGGGUUCUGCUGGCUGGAAAUAUCUCUGGUACAAAGACAGUGAGGACACUCCAGUGCUCCAGACUGCUGGACGCAGUAUAACUGGUGACAGCUACACAAUCACUGCAGCUGCUCUAUCUGACCAGGGCCAGUACUGCUGUCGAGGGCAAAGAGGAGAUCAACCAUGUUCCUCUCAGUGCAGCGAUCCUGUUACACUGACUGUGUCUGCUCUGUUCUCCAGGGUGACUCUGACAGCAUCUCCAGGAGCCACAGUGAAGGAGGGAGAGGCUCUUAACCUGACCUGUGAGGCAGCAGUGAACAAAACCCCCCGCCCUGAACUCCACUACACCAUUGUGAGAGACGGGGAGCCUGUGACUAACAGCACUGACUCUGCACUGUACAGCAUAGCCAGCACUGAGAAGAGCCACACUGGGAGCUACACGUGUGCUGUGGAGUCACAGGGAGUGAAGAAGAGCAGCCAGGAGCUACACAUUGAACUGCAAAGUUCCCCGUGUCUCGCUGGUGGUAAGUCAAGGAAAACCUCGGAUCAGGAUCAGGAGCAGUCAGCAGAGGGGAUUGAGCUCUCCAGCCGUGUGCAGCACACUGGAGUGGAACUGGAAUAGUGCUGCAUUACCAUAGACUGGAGUGGAACUGGAAUAGUGCUGCAUUACCAGAGACUGGAGUGGAACUGGAAUAGUGCUGCAUUACCAGAGA